Molecule: messenger RNA, 207 nt
Organism: Necator americanus (New World hookworm)
Lineage: Eukaryota; Metazoa; Nematoda; Chromadorea; Rhabditida; Ancylostomatidae
Exons: 3
Coding region: 1-207 (68 amino acids)
Source: RefSeq, a predicted model, not a curated record
AUGUUGUAUGCAGUAAGCAGCUGCGAUUUCUUCACGUUAGCCACCCAACACGAUGUUGUGAUGCUAUUUGAAGAUAAAUUGCUGCUUCGCCCACUAAUACAUGCUAACAUGGAGACAGAAUUUCGUGCUUCUGAAUUGGAAGGGACUUUGGCAGAAAAUGACUGCGAACGCGUUUGUAAGAUCAACUCUGAGCAAGCGGCUUGUUAA